This is a messenger RNA of Musca domestica (house fly), 978 nucleotides long. RefSeq lists its product as uncharacterized. The coding region runs from base 297 to 833 and encodes 178 amino acids. Lineage: Eukaryota; Metazoa; Arthropoda; Insecta; Diptera; Muscidae. The transcript has 4 exons. The record is from RefSeq and is a predicted model, not a curated record.
UAUUUUACCUAGUCAUUGCUUAAAUAUGCUUUUAAUAUUGUAUUAAAUUCAAAUUAAGUUAUUUGUCAUUAAAAAUAGAUUAUGACAUCUGAUUGUCAGCGGCAGGAGAUAUCUGGGUUGAAGAAGUUUAGUUCAAAUUCACACCAACAACGGUCAAUCAAACACAUAACACAGCUUCGCUCAGCUACUAAAGUUAAAUCAAACCAUUACAAAUCGAAACGAUUACAAAGCAACGAAUAACGAAAUCAACGAAUAUUCUGCAACAGUUACCAACAACCAAUGAUCAAAGUGAGACAAUGAGCGGUAAAGAUAUAUUUCUGUUAACCAUGAUGAUCUUCGCUACAUCUAUAUUAGUGGAGUCCAAGCGAGACUAUAUCCUAGAACUAGACUACAUUACACCAGCCGUCACGGACAUACCAUUCAUAAAACGUCUGAACUUUUCCCUAACAAAUAAAAAGGCUGCCAAUAUGGAUUUAAUGAUGAAGCGUAAUAUAACCAAAUGGCCGGUUAAAUUAUCCGUGUAUAUGCUAACAAAAAGCAAGAAACGUAUUUCACUGCAGCACACCACUUUCGAUGUGUGUGAAUCAUUUCGAGAUAAACGUUGGAAUAAAUUUAUUGGUGUGUUCCUAAAUGAGCUGCUUGACAAGUCUAAUCUACCGCGUAAAUGUCCUUUUGUUGAGAAUGUCCUCUAUACGGCGCGUAAUUACACAAUCGAUGAGGAGUGUUAUCCGCCCAUUUUGCCAGAUGGUUCCUGGGAAUUUACCUUAAAUCUAAAUAAUGCUGAUCCAAAGACAGGAAUUGUGACAAUUUCGGGUCGUGUAAAGAAUAAAUAAAAUAAUGCUUUAUGGCCUUGUCGUUUAACAUUCUGAGGCUACGACCUUAAAAAGUACAUUAUUCCGGUUAUAAUAUAAAUCAUAUAUAUUUGUGUCUUUUAUGAAAAACAAUUAGCUUAUAAACUAAAAUAAAAGAUGAAAUGCA